This is a messenger RNA of Phasianus colchicus (ring-necked pheasant), 628 nucleotides long. The record is from RefSeq and is a predicted model, not a curated record. NCBI's taxonomy places the organism in Eukaryota, Metazoa, Chordata, Aves, Galliformes, Phasianidae.
ACGGCGAGGAGCACGGCGCUGCUGCUGUGGGCUCAGCUUCUCAGCCUUGUUGGCUCCCAACCCCCCCUGCUGACGAUGGACCCCCCCUGGACACCGCAGUUCAUCGGGCAGAAUGUGAAGCUGACCUGCGGGGACCCCAGUGUGAGCAUCUCCACCACCUGGUACAAGGAUGGGCGGCGGUGGGAGGAAACGCCAUCAAACCACCUCAGUGUGACACUGAGAGACGAAGGGAAACACAGAUGGCAAUGCCAGACCCGAGGCUCUGAGCUCAGCCCUGCUGUUAACCUGACAGCCUCUAAUGUCUGGCUGCUGCUGCAGGUGCCAGCACAGGCGGUGCUGGAGGGGGAUUUGCUGUCCCUGCGCUGCAGUGGCUGGGAAGACAGAAGGCUCCGCGAGGUGCAGUUCUUCCGUGAUGGGAAGCUGCUGCAGGACAGUGGUGGGGACAAACUGCUGCUGUCCCCAGCAAAGCAGCAGCAAAGUGGCCGCUAUCACUGCUCAGCAAAGGUGCACUACUUCCACCCAGGACGGGAAGUCUCACCCCAGGCUGAUCUCGUGGUGCGAGGUGAGACCGAGCAGGGAUGGGUCUGGGUUUGGGUUGGGUUUAGGAUGGGUUUGGAGUGGAUUUGGG